GAACUUUCAACAUCGGUAGGUGGUACAAUUUAUAGUACGGAACAUCAUUUCCCGUACGUGCUGAUGGUGUAAAUCUUACCACACCUGGAGCACACCUCUAUGCUACGCUGACACGGCCUUCAAUCUACUCUCAGAGGUAAUAUGCCAACCCAACUUCGUUGACUUCUAUCGGGGCACCCAGCCUCGUGAGGAAUAUUUGUCGACCUUUUGUCUUUUGCAUUUACAUUCCUUAUUACCAAGGAGCACAGAAGCAAAAUAAACUUCACAUCACAAUCUAUCGCCAGCAUCAUGUCAAUGCCAGACAAUUUUCUUGACCUCCCAGCUAUGGAACCUCCCGCUGGCGAGGUACAAAAUCUUGAUAACCCACCGAACGGGAACAAUACCGUUAUUGGCAUUUAUUCUGUGUGCAUUGCACUUGCUUCCGUAUUCGUCGUCCUGCGUCUCUAUGCCAAAUUCAUUUUCACGAAAACCGCAAGAGUUCAGGAUUAUCUCAUUCUUCCGACCUUUUGUAUCUUCAUUGCACAUUGUGUGUACUGGCUGAGAAUGAAUGGAACUACAGGAAACUUGGUCCACACGUGGAAUUUCCGUAUCGGGGCUAUGGCCCCAUUUUAUAAGAACGGCUUCUACGGGCUCCAGUUCUACUCGGCUGUAAUGCUGGCUAUCAAACCGCUGAUCCUGCUUGAAUGGAUUCACAUAUUCGGUUCAGCUGGACGACGAUUCACCUGGAUAUGUUAUAUCCUGGGAACAAUCAACGUUCUUACAUACUUCAUCGCCAUUACGGUCGAUUCCUCGGCCUGCAAGCCGCGUGAGGCUUGGUGGGACAUCACAAUCCAAGGCCACUGCAUCAACACCAGGAAUCUCCCAAUCGCCACUGGCACUAUAAAUGCCGUGGUAGACGUAUUCAUUCUGCUACUUCCACAGGGAAUCAUUUGGAGGUUGCACAUGUCCAGAGACAAGAAGAUUGGCGUCGCCCUUGUCUUCGCAGUUGGGCUUUUAUCUUGUGGUGCAGCUCUUGCGCGGAUGAGUCUGGGAUAUAUCUAUUCCGACUCGGAAGAUGUUGCCUACUUCUUCUCCCAAGCCGGUCUCUUUUGUGUCGUCGAGAUGACGGCUGCGAUCAUCGUCUUCUCGGCCCCAACAAUACCAAAACCUCUUGGUAACUUUGCUAAGCAGGCUACCAGCUCAAUCGGUCGACUGCUUAGGUCCUUCAGUGGUGGUUCAACUUACAGAACUGGAGCUGCGGAUACAAAGGCCAAUGCCUAUGUACAUAUCGACGAGCACGGAAAUGCAGUGCCUCUUGCGAAGCUGAGAUCUGGUAAGAGUGGAGAAUCUGCCAAAUCUGGACAGACUGGGCAGAAGCGCGCAGAGAGCAUUGAGACUACAGCUGAUUCGGUAGUUUAAGUAAUGGUGUAAAUGGAGGUCUUAUCUCUCGUGUUCAGAAUAUCUCAUUCAUAGUAACGAAUAGAAGAUUAUGUUAAAAUUUAUAUUUAUUAAAGGGUUAAGGUAUAUGAGUUUAUAAUAGCUUGUGGGAUUACCGGUUAUUUGUCAGAUCAGAAACAAAAACUACUUUUUCUAUUUUUCGUUCACAACCCGCACUUCCCAUUCUCUCAUACAAAUCUUUUAAAACCA
Molecule: messenger RNA, 1626 nt
Organism: Botrytis cinerea B05.10
Lineage: Eukaryota; Fungi; Ascomycota; Leotiomycetes; Helotiales; Sclerotiniaceae
Exons: 5
Coding region: 289-1398 (369 amino acids)
Source: RefSeq, a predicted model, not a curated record